Botrytis porri is the source of this 2462-nucleotide messenger RNA. RefSeq lists its product as uncharacterized. The coding region runs from base 372 to 2261 and encodes 629 amino acids. The transcript has 3 exons. The record is from RefSeq and is a predicted model, not a curated record. NCBI's taxonomy places the organism in Eukaryota, Fungi, Ascomycota, Leotiomycetes, Helotiales, Sclerotiniaceae.
CCUCCGUUCUAAGAAAGGAAGGACCCUUAAGGCAGCGAGCUCAGACUUAAAACCGUUCACUUUUACAUGCACGAACAAAUUCAUUUCCCAAAUCACAUCUUUCUCAUCUCCAUAAGUUUUGAUCUUCAAUUCGAUCAGAAGAUUUGAGACCAUAAACUUCAAUUUCGGAUUCAAGCCAUCUCAAAUAUUUGGUAACCUUCGCACUGGUGGGGUACAAUCGUGUCGCGACAGAUACCAUCUCAAGUUCUCAUCACCAGAAUUGAUAUGAUAUUCAUGAGCGGCCAGUAAGAAAAGAGGGUAAAGGAAAUACAAGUUCUCAAAGGUUGUCAAGAAUCAAAAGCGACAUCGUCGAAAUCGUCGUCGUCAUCACCAUGCCAAGACUUCCAACCAAAAAUGAUCAGAUUCAUCUGCUUCGCAUGCAACUGGAAGAAGAGCAAAAAUCAUCUGCUAGUCUCCGUCAUACCAUCAAGGCCAAGCAAGCUACUAUUGAAAGUACUCUUGCGCAGUUAAAGGAUGCGAAAGAAAGUCUGAUCCAAGCUAAAUCUACUUCACCUUUCAUGAGAAAACUUCCUGCCGAACUUCGUCUCAAGAUCUAUAAGCUACUCCUGGUCAAUCCAAAGUUGAGUGAAACUGAAUCUAUUGGCAAGGCUGUCGAAUAUGGAAAAUCUGUCAAGUUUGAACUUACUCCAGCAAUCUUGAGUACCUGUAAAGCAAUUCACGAGGAAGCGGAACCUAUUCUCUACGGCUCCAACACUUUCAUCAUCGAAUGCAUUGGUGGUUAUGGUCCAGUUGGUUCUCUUCAUGUCCCACAAUCACCGCUCACCAGAUUUACGGAUCCUAGCUUGGAUGAUUUUGAUGAUAGUGAUGCAGAGGAUGAUUUGGAGCGCACCAUGAUGGGAUACUCUGGAAUAGAAACGUCUUUUGAUUUUUCCACAUUCAGCCCCUUGAAGAAGGUUAAGCGCUGGAGAAUACUCACUGGUGCAUACAGACCAACUCCAACCAACCCAGUACCAGCAAAGUCUUUCGUUCACUUUUGUCAAGCAUUAUGUCAAGAAGCUCCAACACAACCACAAAGAUCUCUCGAAGUCGUCCUUGCACUUGCGAGAGUCAAUAACGGUAUUGCUACGAUUAGGACUGAGGAUACACAAUACAAAUUUUCGCAAGAUCAAAUGAACUAUCUGCUUCAACCACUGAGGCUUUUGAGAGAUAUUAGAUUGGAGUUGAACAUUGCACAAUUUAAGACGGACUUACCGCAAUCUACCCAUUUGUGCGGCGCUGGCCCUGAGUAUUACUUUCCUUAUAGCGAAGCCCAAACGGUCGAGGCCAAUCUCGAGAGAUCUAUGAAUUUGGCAUUACCUAUCGUUCAAAAAUACCAGGCUAUUGCGGAGGAUCUUUCACCUGUUGAAAAGGUAUUCAAGAUGUAUCAGCGAUUAGAGCGAUAUGUAGUUUCAUUCGAAAGAUCUGGACAUUUUACGAAGGACUUGAUCACUUUGCAAAGAGGCCAUGAAGCUAGUAGGAGAGAAACUCGUCAUUUUGGUUGGCAACUUCCUAGUGCUUCUCUUGGCAACCCUUUCAAAUCUCGCUUACCUUCAUCGUAUCAUCCAGUGGAGCUCGCCUUUUCCAAAGCCAUCAUAGCCAAAGAUAAGGAGGAUGUCACAGAGUUCAAAGCUGCUAGAGCUUCUGUUUUGAAAGAACUAGAUCCUCAAUACAGAAGAAUGGUCGAUGCAUCUAAGAAGUUGACAGCUUUCGUCGAAAAGGAGAGACUUUCAGGAGUAUUUCAUGAAUGUACUGGUUGUGGUGUAUUUCAUCAAUACGAAGAAGAUCCAUACGAGAGUAGUCUUGGAGAAGAUUUAGAUCGCUACAUCUAUGAACUCGAUAAGAUUUCCAGUUUAUUGAAUCGAACUAUGCCAGAUCAUAUUCAGAUUCAAGUACAGAAAGGAACCACAAUGUAUGAGGCAGCAUACUUUCAUUUGGAGAGAGAAAGACUUUUCCGAAAGUUACGUUGGAUGCAAAAGCAAGACAUUGUUGUAAAGAGUCCUUUACAAAUCGCUAAAUGGACAAAGCGACUUAUUGAAGAUAUGUGGGAGGACUGUCAACGUAUUAGCUGGCAUAGAGAGUGUCUUUUUAAGGAUGAUAUUACAGAUAUUGGUUGUAAAAUCAAUAAGAAAUUGGGACAGGGAUUGAUGGAACAAGAAUUGGAGUGGCUCGAAGGAUUUGAGAGUGAUGAUGAGGAAUUUCAUGAAUUACAUUAUGGAGAUUAAUUAUUGGGGAGAGAUCCGAGAUGGAAUUUUUGAAGUUGUCAAGGAGUGUUUACACGUGGAGAGAGAUACUGGGGAGUAGCUAUUGCAAAAUUUGCUUAUGGGAAAUGGAAUGGGAUACGUAAUGUUGUUAGUUAAUGGCUGAGCUGAGCAUGGCAUGUUAUGGCGAUAUUAAAAUAUGGGAGUAUGGAAUCUGGCUGACUG